This is a messenger RNA of Lichtheimia ornata, 2403 nucleotides long. RefSeq lists its product as uncharacterized. Gene Ontology annotation, molecular function: ribonucleoprotein complex binding; protein binding. Gene Ontology annotation, biological process: ribosome biogenesis; maturation of LSU-rRNA from tricistronic rRNA transcript (SSU-rRNA, 5.8S rRNA, LSU-rRNA). The record is from RefSeq and is a predicted model, not a curated record. Bases 1 to 2403 code for a protein of 800 amino acids. Gene Ontology annotation, cellular component: preribosome, large subunit precursor; PeBoW complex. Lineage: Eukaryota; Fungi; Mucoromycota; Mucoromycetes; Mucorales; Lichtheimiaceae. The transcript has 9 exons.
AUGCCGAAAUCCAACACUGCAUCGAAAAAGAACACGCCUGUCAAAAAGGCACCCGCCACGACCAAGUCAAAGGCAACAACGAAGACUCCACAAAAAAAGACGCCCACCCCACCACAACGACAAGCACCUGUUGCCACCACCACUACCAGUAAAAAGCCAGCUUCCAAAAAACGUACAGUCGAGCAAAUCGAAAGUGACGACGAGGAUCUUGGUGAUAUCGCCAUUGACAUGCGCUCUUCGGACGAGGAAGACGAGGAAUCGGACGACGACGACGGCGAUCAAUCGGUUGACAAUAGCGAUGUUGAAGCUUUUCCUGAAGUCAGCAUAAGCAGUGACGAGGAAGAAGAUGAAUCCGACGACGAAGCUAUCAUUGAUGAGGAGGACGAUGAAGAAGAGGAAGAAGAAGAGGAUGAGGAUGAUUACAUGGCAGGCGAUAGUUUGGAUGAAGCUGAUCUUGAAGAGGAGGAUGAAGAAUUGGCAAGAAAUGCUGGUCAACAACAACGUGAAAAGUUGCCCGAGAUUGAAGCCAACUAUGAUAGUGAUUCUUCCACAGAAGAGACUGAGAAUACCAUUGGCAAUGUACCUCUCGAAUGGUACAAAGACUUACCCCAUAUUGGUUACGACAUUGAUGGCAAACGCGUGCUUAAGCCUGCUACUGGUGAUGAGCUUGAAAAGUUCUUGUCGACGAUGGAUGAUCCCGAUUCUUGGAAGACUGUGCGCAGUGAUCGUGAAGGCAAGGAUGUUGUAUUGAACGAUGAGGAACUUGAUAUCAUUCGACGUUUGCAAGAGGGCGAGAUUCCAGAUGCUGGUUACAACCCAUACGAGCCUACUGUGGAAUUCUUCACUAGCAAGACCGAAGUGAUGCCCCUAUCAGCAGCACCUGAGCCUAAGCGUCGUUUCGUACCAUCCAAAUGGGAACAUAAAAAGAUUAUGAAAAUUGUACGUGCCAUUCGACAAGGACGUAUUGUGCCAAGGAAGCCCAAGGAUGAGAAGCCACAAUUCUACAACUUAUGGGGUGAUGAUGAUACACCACACAAGGAUCACAUUAUGCACAUUGCAGCACCCAAGAUGAAGUUGCCUGAACACGAUGAGAGUUACAAUCCACCAGCUGAAUAUCUCCCUGAUGAGGAUGAGAUCAAGGAAUGGAAUGAGAUGGAUGAAGAGGAUCGACCAAAGAAUUAUCUCCCCAAAAAAUACAAGAGUUUGCGUCACGUGCCAGCAUACGAUCGAUUCAUCAAGGAACGUUUCCAGCGUUGUUUGGAUCUUUAUUUGGCACCUCGUGUGCGGAAAAACAGACUCAAUGUCGAUCCCGAUUCGCUUCUUCCCAAACUCCCAAGUCCCAAAGAUCUUCAACCUUUCCCUACUCGUCAAGCACUUUCAUACGAAGGCCACACUGCUCGUAUUCGUUGUUUGUCAAUUCAUCCAUCAGGCCUUUAUGCUCUCUCUGGUUCAGAUGACAAGACUGUGCGUCUAUGGGAAGUACUUACAGGCCGAUGCUUGUUCACAUGGCACUUUGAAGAGGUCAUCCAUACACUUGCAUGGAACCCCAACUCGGACGUGUGGCUCUUUGCCAUCUCUGUUGGUCACGGUCAAGUCCUAUUGAUUUCACCUCCUACUCUAUGUGCGCCUGAAGUUGCCAUGACGACCGAUCAAUUUGUCAAGGGUGGUUACACACGACCUGCUGGUGAUGCUGCCAUUAUCAUCUCGUGGGAGAAGCCAACAGAAAGCGAAGAGGAGAAAUUGGGUUACAAGGUGCGAUUGCAACACAAGCAAGCUGUCAAGCAAAUCACAUGGCAUCGCAAGGGUGAUUAUUUCGCAACCGUAUCACCUGACGCUCGCGCACUUUACAUGCAUCAAACCACUAAACAUCUUACUCAAAUGCCCUUCAAACGACUCAAGGGUAUUGUUCAAAAGGUGGCUUUCCAUCCCAUCAAGCCUAUUUUCUUUGUUGCAACACAAAUGUAUGUACGCGUAUAUGACUUGAUGCGACAAGAACUUGUCAAGACUUUGCAACCAAGCAUGAAAUGGAUUUCAAGUAUCGAUGUCCACCCAGGUGGUGACAACGUCAUUAUCGGCAGUUACGACAAGCGUGUAUGCUGGUUUGAUAUGGAUUUGAGCUCUCGACCUUAUAGAUCGCUUCGUUAUCACGAAAAGGCCGUACGUCAAGUCGUGUAUCACAAACGUUACCCAUUGUUUGCAUCCUCAUCCGAUGAUGGCACUAUUCAAGUCUUCCACGGCAUGGUAUACAAUGAUCUUUUGCAAAACCCCUUAAUUGUACCCGUCAAAAUCUUGCGAGGACACGAGACUAAAGAUGCUCUUGGUGUUCUGGAUAUCGAAUUCCAUCCUACACAACCCUGGAUUUUCUCCUCGGGCGCAGAUGGCACCCUGCGUCUCUGGACCUAG